AUGUUUCCAAUCCAACACAGAAACCCUCUUGAAAUCAAGCCUUCAGUCUCAACCAUCCGUGAGACAAACGAUCCCUCAACGCUGGACCCUGAGAUUACUGUUGUCAAUUGGGUCAACGUGUCCGAUCAGGUGCAGUUGAAUACCAGCCAGCAAGAUGACUCAGUUCAUUCAGCUAAAUCAGGCAAUGACACAGAGCUUACAGAGUGGCUGAAGAGGAACACCUCUCAGUCACCUAUGACCAGCAAUGAUCCCAGAGUAACGCAGCAGUCUCCAUCAUGGCUGCCUGUGCUGGAGAAACACGACAUCCCCAUCGUGGUGGGAGUGGGUGUAUCUCUGGCCUUCAUCUUCAUCACUGUUACCUUCUAUUCAGUGGUCCAGAAGAACGAAGCUGCGCCAACCAGCCGAGCAGCUCAGAGGAAUCUAGGUGUCCCUGUAAGACACACUGAACGCCGAGCUGCAGGACGCACAUACGAAAACAGAGCUUUUGAAGAUGAUGACUGUGUGGCAGUGAUUGAGCAGAGCCCAAACACAUCAGACACCAGAGCAAGACCUCCAGGACCGAGCCUGGUCACAGUGCAGAUGGAGCCCACAUUUGAGGAUCUUCAGGAGGACACGCCACCUGCUCUGGACAACCACUCAGUCACUGUAGAAACAUAUCCUGAGCCAAUCCUUGACACAAAGAUUGAUCCGUCUCUGGAGGAGGAGAAGGGCUGCACCUUGUCACAGCCGAGCAUCCAGCUGCAGUGUGCAGAGGACUGGACCAGUAACAGAGGAGACAACCGCAGCCCAUGCCAGGACGCCUUGCCUCCCCCAUCAUCCUUACCCUCCCGCUCACCUUCCCCCUCCCCACCGUCCAGACGUGAGGAGGGGCUGCGCUCCUCAUUAACCCUGCAAAGUGCAGAGGCGUGUGCAGCACCCAUCCACCAUAGCCUCAGCAUCUCACAUGGCAACCCCCCCCUGCUCCUUUCUCACCACGUCUCCCUAGGCCUCACUACGGUCGCAGUGGAUGUCCAUUUUUACCCAGCAUCUACUGCUUCGGUGGCAGUGGGCACUAGCACUCAUAUCAAUUCAGUCUCUAGCUCUACUUCAGUGGCUGCGCCUCUGUUCAGUCCCCCGUUAGUUAACAACCAGGAGAAUGACCAAUCAACUGCCAGAUUUCACCAGUCUAAGUAGCGACAGAUUAAAGUAUCAAGUCUAAAAUAUCCUCAUAUAACAUAAAUCAAGAUUAAGACAAGGCGUCAAAUAUAUUUGAUAAUUUUAAAGGAGGAGAAAAUAGAGAAAAACUUUUUGGCAUUUAGUAGAUAAAUUAUCUAUUAAUUAGACUAAGGUGAAUUUUUAUCUAAUGAUCUAUCUGAGCCUUUGGCUACAUCCACAGUAAUACGUUUUUAUUUUAAAAGUGUAACUAUUGCUAUGUUUACAGCGACCUUUCCUAUCUUCAGUGUGUGUGUGGUUGACUCAUUGCCCAACAGUGUGCC
Molecule: messenger RNA, 1475 nt
Organism: Epinephelus moara (kelp grouper)
Lineage: Eukaryota; Metazoa; Chordata; Actinopteri; Perciformes; Serranidae
Exons: 5
Coding region: 1-1173 (390 amino acids)
Source: RefSeq, a predicted model, not a curated record